Messenger RNA from Marmota flaviventris (yellow-bellied marmot), 951 nucleotides. Its product is annotated as olfactory receptor 8C8-like. Lineage: Eukaryota; Metazoa; Chordata; Mammalia; Rodentia; Sciuridae. Gene Ontology annotation, molecular function: olfactory receptor activity; G protein-coupled receptor activity. Gene Ontology annotation, cellular component: membrane. Gene Ontology annotation, biological process: G protein-coupled receptor signaling pathway. The record is from RefSeq and is a predicted model, not a curated record.
GUCCCACACCUGAAGCCAGAAGCUAUGGAAAAUGACUCCUCCGUGACAGAAUUCAUCCUUAUGGGACUAACAGACCAACCUGAGCUGCAGCUGCCCCUGUUUUUCCUGUUCUUGGUGAACUAUGCUGUCACUGUGGUGGGAAACUUAAGCUUAAUGAAUUUAAUUUUCCUGAAUUCACACCUUCACACCCCCAUGUACUUUUUCCUCUUCAAUCUGUCCUUCAUUGACUUCUGUUAUUCAUUUGUCUUCACCCCCAAAAUGCUGAUGAGCUUUGUUUCAGAGAGGAACAUCAUCUCCUUUGCAGGAUGCAUGACUCAGUUAUUUUUCUACUGCUUUUUUGUGAACUCAGAGUGCUAUGUGCUGACAGCCAUGGCCUAUGAUCGCUAUGUGGCCAUCUGUCAGCCUCUGCUGUACAGGGUGGUCAUGUCCCCUAGAGUCUGUUCUCUGCUGAUGUUGGGUUCUUACUUGAUGGGGUUUGCUGGUGCCAUGGUGCACACAGGGUGCAUGAUCAGGCUCAGCUUUUGUGACUACAACCUCAUUAACCAUUAUAUGUGUGACAUUGUCCCACUGCUCCAGCUCUCCUGCAGCAGCACAUAUGCCAAUGAACUUGCAAAAUCUGUUGUCGUGGGGACAGUUAUCAUUGUAUCUAGCCUCAUUAUCUUCAUCUCCUAUGCUUUGAUUCUUUACAAUAUCAUUCAUAUGUCUUCAGCUAAGGGUUGGUCCAAAGCCAUGAGCACCUGUGGUUCUCACAUAGUAGCUGUUGGCCUGUUCUAUGGAUCUGGGCUGCUCACUCAUGUCAAGCCAUCAUCUUCUGGGUCUGUGGACCAGGGGAAAUAUUUCUCACUUAUUUACACUUUUGUGGUGCCAGCGCUGAACCCUCUCAUUUACAGCCUCAGGAACAAGGAUGUCAAAGUUGCUCUGAAGAGAACCCUGAAGAGAGUCACAAACUGA